AUGGCCGAACAGCCCUACGAUAGGUUGAGCUUCAUCCUUUGGUUGAUAUGGUACUAUCCGGGCACGAUCGUCACAACGUGCGUACUUUGCCAUGUUGCAGCAAGGGCUGCGGAGGACGCCACAGCACGAAAAAUUGAUCACUCCGCUGUUCAGAUCCGCCACGAGAUCCCCACCGAAGCUAGGAAGCCCGGAGAUGCUUCAGGAUCCGAUUCAAUCCUGCUUCGAGCCCAGGACACGGACGAAGGGGCUCUGAAAAGGCUGUCUCGUGUUGACGAACAACCAUAUUUAGGACCGGGCUCUGCGACACAACAGGAAAAUCAUCACGGCUCACGCUCAAAGACAUCUUCGGUGACUCUGAUGAAGAUCGCCAUCUUCUGGCAGGGGGUUCAGAUCUUGCUUCUUGAGAGGAUGGGACGUAUGGCAGCGAGGGAGCGAACUCUGACUGGAGAUCCCAUCUUUGUCUCUGUCGUUAUCUUAGCCCUCUGCACAACCCUCGUCUUGUUGUCAGCCGCUAGACUCCAAGACCGUUGGAAUGAGGCCAGGAUUGGCAAGACUGGAGCUGGAGCAGAUCUGGGAGAAGAAAUGAAGAAGUCAAGGCCUACGUCAAGACUAAUAUUGGCCGCUGUGCUUCUAGUGUCACUACCAUGGUAUGAGUUGUUGACUGCAACACAUUCGCCAUGA
Molecule: messenger RNA, 681 nt
Organism: Exophiala spinifera
Lineage: Eukaryota; Fungi; Ascomycota; Eurotiomycetes; Chaetothyriales; Herpotrichiellaceae
Exons: 1
Coding region: 1-681 (226 amino acids)
Source: RefSeq, a predicted model, not a curated record